ACAAAACCAAAAAUAUUAAAAAAGGCAAUGCCCUGACCACCUCCCAAGCUCCCUUCUCUUAGUCCCACUCUCCUGCCGCUCUCCUCAUCUUUCUCCUUCUACCAGAAUUCUCUAUUCACACAACUGACGUCGAAUCCUCACCAUGUCGUCUCUUCGCCGUCGCAUCCUAGGGGACGCAACACCCACGCCCUCAGAAACUUCCCGCGAAGCUACCCCUCCAAAAGCCGAAGACGUAAAACUCGCGCCCGUAUCCAAAAUCCAUGAUUCGCCCAAAGAAGUCAAGAUCAAAACUCGAAAACGACGGACAGGAUUUAUCUUCGCCCUAGGAGGACUCUUUGGGAUAGUAGUAGCAGGUAUCUUCGCGGGCAAAUCAGAUCUGAUUGAGUUUCCCGAGUUGGGGGAUCUCAGUAUGGAUUCGUUGAUGGAUAUCCUACCGGCAACUUUUGUGCAAGAUGCGCGGGAUCUAGCAAAGGGCGAGAGGGAAGCUGUGAAUUACGAUUCUUUUUCCGUGGGAUUAAAUUUGUUGGCGCAAGGUGUUAGAGCUACGCAUCCGGUUAUUAUGGUACCGGGUGUUAUAUCGACGGGAUUGGAGAGUUGGGGAACGGCAAAUUCUUCGAGGCAGUACUUUCGCAAGAGGCUAUGGGGGAGUUGGACAAUGAUGAGGGCGUUGGCUCUUGACAAGGCGGGGUGGAAGAAACAUAUCAUGUUGGAUAAGGAUACAGGACUCGAUCCGGAGGACAUCAAGUUAAGAGCUGCUCAAGGAUUUGAUGCGGCGGACUUUUUCAUUACGGGUUAUUGGAUUUGGAAUAAGAUUUUGGAGAAUUUGGCCACGAUUGGGUAUGAUCCUACGAAUAGCUUUACCGCGGCUUAUGAUUGGAGACUUUCCUAUCCGAAUUUGGAAGUGAGGGAUCAGUAUUUUACGAGGUUGAAGAUGUAUAUUGAGAUGGCGAUGAAGGUCUCGGAUAAGAAGGUUGUUUUGAUAUCUCAUUCUAUGGGGAGUCAAGUAUUAUUUUACUUUUUUCAUUGGGUGGCAGCACAGGAGGGAGGGAAUGGUGGUGAUAGUUGGGUAGACGAUCAUAUCGAUUCUUGGAUCAACAUCUCUGGAUGUAUGCUGGGUGCAACAAAAGGGUUGCCAGCAGUCCUAUCAGGCGAAAUGAAGGAUACCGCCCAACUAAAUGCAUUCGCCGUCUAUGGACUAGAGAAAUUCCUCAGCAGAGAAGAAAGAGCAGAACUCUUCCGAGCCAUGCCAGGAAUCAGCUCUAUGCUUCCCAUCGGUGGAAACGCAGUGUGGGGAAACUCAACAUGGGCACCAGAUGAUCUCCCCGGUCAAGCACUCAGUUUUGGUCCAUUCCUGAAUUUCAAAUACCAAAAUGGUACUGUGCCUCAGAGAAAUAUGACGGUGGAAGAGAGUAUGUCCUACCUGUUCAAUGUCACCGAACCAUGGUAUGUAAAGCAGGUUAAGGGAGCGUAUUCUAGUGGUGUCGCACACACCACAGCAGAAGUAAACGCCAACGAAAAAGACCCGCGGAAAUGGAUAAACCCGCUAGAAACCCGUCUUCCUCUCGCCCCUAACCUGAAAAUCUACUGCUUUUACGGUAUCUCCUCUUCAUUGCCCCCUUCUUUGACCCCACUAACACACGCAGGAAUCGGCAAGCCAGCAGAACGCUCCUACUUCUACCGGCGUACCGAGGUACCUUCCUCGCCGCUAAACAUCACCAUCGACACAGCUCUAAUUCAAGGACAUGUGGACCACGGAGUCGUUCUAGGCGAGGGAGAUGGUACCGUCAACUUAUUAUCUCUUGGUUACAUGUGUAAUAAAGGAUGGAACAUGCAUCGCUAUAAUCCAGCCGGUGUCAAGAUUAAGGUUUACGAGAUGCCACAUGAGCCGGAUCGAUUUAGUCCUAGAGGUGGCCCAAAUACGGGUGAUCACGUCGAUAUCCUGGGACGACAGAGUUUGAAUGAUCUCAUCCUGAGGGUUGCGGCCGGGAAGGGAGAUGAGGUUGGGGAGCAUGUCGUUAGUGAUAUUCGGAAGUAUGCUGAGAGGGUUGAGAUUAGAGAGGAGAAGAAGUACCUGUGAGAAGAGGUGGAGGUGUCAGUAGCGGUUUGAUAAUAAGAUGAGAUGGUUGUUAUUGGGCUGUACAUUAUGGGACGGAGUAUGAUACUUGGGGUAGGAUCCCCUUUUCUGGAGUUCUUGUAGAGGAUUUUUGACCACUAUGCCGGUAGGCUGGGUUUUGUGGACAGGCAUGAUACCCUUACAUUUCUUCUUCUUUUCUUCUAUUCUUUUAGAUAGCUAGAUUAAUAGCAUAUGGAAAGCACUUUAAUGAG
Molecule: messenger RNA, 2325 nt
Organism: Hymenoscyphus albidus
Lineage: Eukaryota; Fungi; Ascomycota; Leotiomycetes; Helotiales; Helotiaceae
Source: the annotation of a GenBank genome assembly